Molecule: messenger RNA, 829 nt
Organism: Paramuricea clavata
Lineage: Eukaryota; Metazoa; Cnidaria; Anthozoa; Malacalcyonacea; Plexauridae
Source: the annotation of a GenBank genome assembly
GUUCCUCACUAUGAGGACAAGGUUGUUCAAUCUGAAGACAAGGUUCCUCACACUGAGAACAGGGUUCCUCACUUUGAGGACAAGGUUCUUCACUCUGAGGACAAGGUUCCUCACUCUGAGGACAAGGUUCCUCAAUCUGAAGAUAAGGUCUCUGAGAACAAGGUUCUUCACUCUGAGGACCAGGUACUUCACUCCAAGGACAAGGUUCUUCACUCUGAGGACAAGGUUCCUCACACUGAGGACAAGGUUUCUCACUUUGAGGACAAGGUUCCUCACACUGUGGACGAGGUUCCUCGCUUUGAUGACAAUUUUCGUCACGCUGAGGACAAGGUUCUUCAGUCUGAGGACAAGGUUCCUCACACUGAGGACAAGGUUCUUCACUCUGAGGACAAGGUUCUUCAUUCCGAGGACAAGCUUCCUGACUCUGAGGACAAGGUUCCUCACUCUGAGGACAACCUUCCUCGUUCUGAGGACAAGGUUCUUCAAUCUGAGGACAAGGUUCCCCACAUGAGGACAAGGUUCCUCACUUUGAAGACAAGGUUAUUUAAACUGUGAGGACAAGUUUCUUCACUCUGAGGACACGUUUCUUCACUCUGACGACAAGGUUCUUAACUCCGAGGACAAUGUUCUUCACUCUGAGUACAAGGUUCCUCGCUUGGAGGACAAGGUUCUUCACUCUGAGGACCAGGUUCCUCACUUUGAGGACAAGGAUACUCGCACUGAAGACAAAGUUGCUGACACUGAGAAAAAGGUUCCUCAGUCUGAUGACAUGGUUCUUCACUCUGAGGACAAGGUUCUUCACUCUGCGGAAAAAGGUUCCUCACUCUGA